AUGAAAUUCUUUGCUAAAGAACUUAUAGUCGACCAGCAUGGUAAAGCCACCAAUUUUCGGCUACACAGCUUCCAGUUUCCACAUAUGAGAGCCUUGCACUUUGCUUGGUUUUCGUUCUUGGUCGCGUUCAUGUCGUGGUACGCUAUUCCUCCUAUCGGCUAUCACAUCGCCCAGGAUCUGAACAUUCCCCAAGUGCAAGUCUAUGAUGCAAACAUGGUAUCUGUUGCCAUCACAAUCGUAGCUCGUCUGGUUAUCGGUCCACUUUGUGAACGCUUUGGUCCGCGACGAAUGAUGUGCGUUGUUCUUGUUUGUGGUGCAAUUCCAUGCGGCAUGACUGGCCUUAUUAGCAGUGGUACCGGUCUUAUUGUCAUUCGAGCAAUUAUAGGUAUUCUCGGAGGUGCAUUUGUCCCAUGUCAAUUUUGGACCACGCAAAUGUUUGCGCCAUCUAUCGUCGGCACAGCCAAUUCCUUGUCAGCCGGUUGGGGUAAUAUGGGUGCAGGCAUCACAUAUCUUGUAAUGCCCGCCAUUUACGAUGGCAUUGCAGCACACACAAGCAACGCAAUUGCCUGGCGCGUGACCUUUGUUGUUCCUGCUGGUAUUUGUAUCGUGGUUGCCAUUAUAAACUAUUUCUUUGCUACCGAUACUCCCCAUGGUGAUUGGCUCGUACUGCGCCGUCAAGAAGCAGAGGGGCAAUAUUGCGACAGCAGCAGCAGCAGUAUCACAUCGAUCGAAUCGCCGGAUCAGAAAAUGGAGAUAGGUGUUGCCAUUGUUGGAACAGCCGAGGAAGUCAACAACAUCAGGGGCGAUAAAACCAACGACGACGAGUCAAUUGUGGAUGUCAAGCGCAACCAAUCGUUUGGCGAGACUAUGCUUACUUUUGGUAAAGUCUUUUGCAAACCGCCUGUCCUUAUUAUGAUAGUCCACUAUGCUUGCUCAUUGGGUGCCGAACUUGCCAUUGAUAACGUUAUUGGCGAUGUCUUCCGUGAACAUUAUAACUUGGCACCUUCCACAGCGGCUUACAUUGGCUCAGUCUUUGGUCUGAUGAACUUGUUCUCGCGCGUAUGCGGUGGUCUUCUUUCCGAUUACUUCGCACACCGAUUCCAUCUCCCCGGUCGGAUCCUAGCCCAUUUCGUACUGAUGACUCUCGAAGGCAUCUUCCUUAUCGGAUUCAGCUUUGGAUUAGACACAAACAUGCCAACAGCGAUCGUUUUGAUGAUCUUCUUCUCCUUUUUCGUUCAGGCUGUCUGCGGUUCAACAUUUGGUAUCGUUCCAUUCGUAGACCCUCUCAAUAACGGCAAGGUCAUGGGUAUGGUUGGUGCAGGCGGCAACAUUGGCGGUAUCGUCUUCAAUCUCAUGUUCCGUCAGUUUCAACCUCACUUUCAUAAGGCUUUCUUGUGCUUGGGUUGCAUUGCUCUCGGUGCAGGUGUCAUUGGAAAUUUAAUGCUUCGCGUCCAAGGAAAAGGUCUCUUGCAUUUAUUUGGUGGCCGAUACGCCUAA
Molecule: messenger RNA, 1497 nt
Organism: Zychaea mexicana
Lineage: Eukaryota; Fungi; Mucoromycota; Mucoromycetes; Mucorales; Lichtheimiaceae
Product: major facilitator superfamily domain-containing protein
Exons: 3
Coding region: 1-1497 (498 amino acids)
Biological process (GO): nitrite transport; nitrate transmembrane transport
Cellular component (GO): membrane
Molecular function (GO): nitrate transmembrane transporter activity; nitrite transmembrane transporter activity
Source: RefSeq, a predicted model, not a curated record